GGACGAUAUGGAGUCUCUCGGCUACGUAUUAAUGUAUUUCAAUCGCGGAACACUUCCUUGGCAAGGUCUUAAAGCAGCAACCAAAAAACAGAAAUAUGAAAAAAUUAGUGAAAAGAAAAUGUCAACGUCUGUGGAGAUGUUGUGCAAAGGUUUCCCUGCAGAGUUCCCCAUGUAUCUGAAUUAUACACGUGGACUUCGUUUUGAUGAAGCACCAGAUUAUAUGUAUCUUCGUCAGCUCUUCAGAAUCCUGUUCCGUACACUGAACCAU
Messenger RNA from Strongylus vulgaris, 268 nucleotides. Lineage: Eukaryota; Metazoa; Nematoda; Chromadorea; Rhabditida; Strongylidae. The record is from the annotation of a GenBank genome assembly.